Molecule: messenger RNA, 1967 nt
Organism: Aedes albopictus (Asian tiger mosquito)
Lineage: Eukaryota; Metazoa; Arthropoda; Insecta; Diptera; Culicidae
Exons: 4
Coding region: 192-1802 (536 amino acids)
Molecular function (GO): protein binding
Source: RefSeq, a predicted model, not a curated record
CAACAUGUGACAUUGUCGUCAAUACUGUUUAUUUCGAAAGGUCACCAUCUUGCUUAAGUUAAGUGAAAAGUAAUUAAUCAAUAAGUUUUGCAUAGUGAAUAUUUGGAAAUAAUUUAUAUUUGUUUUAACUUUUGUGUUGCGUUUAUGUGCUGCAAGUGUGGCGUGGAAAAUAGAAGAUAACGUUGAGAAAAAUGGCUAGUAAACGCCGUUCUAAACCAGUUGAUAUCGCCUUGCCAAAUGAGAUUUGGCUGGAGAUAUUCAACAAUAUCGACUACAAAGGCCUUCUGAACCUGACGCUGGUUUGUAAGCACUGGAACAAGCUCAUUUUCUCCCACAUGGCCGGUCGGUUUGUGCUCUCGUUCGAUGUGGACCAGCUCAUGUUCCCCCAGGAGGUCAUAGGAAUGGUACCCGAUCGACACUAUCGACAUCUUUGUGUCAAUUCGUUUAGACUGAACAGUUUGAACUACCUGUUCCGAAUUGUUAAACAACUGGCCGGGAAUUUGGACUCACUGAAGCUGCGCUUGAAGAUGCUUGAUUGUCAGCUUUUGGAGCUGCUGUUGCCUCUGUUAAAACGAUUGAAUGAACUGGACAUCAAAGCCACAUAUGUAGAGAACGGAGAAACAACUUACCGAAAACCUACGCUUCCUACAGUUAAAACUUUGAAGUUGGACAUCGCGAAUCGCGUUUCAAUCUACAAACUGGGCAGCCUUGAGUGGGUUCUACUAUCGUGCAUUCCAAACGUACAGAAACUCACAAUAUUCGUACAUGGUCCACAAGACCUUCCCAUUAUCGAUUCGUUGGCACCGCAACUAAAAGUUCUAAAGGCUUCUGUGGAUUGCGACACCCUCUACCUGUUCUUUCAAAUACGUUUGCCUGCGUUAACAUCAUUGGAUCUGACCGUGGAGAACUUGGAUCAACAAAGAUACCAGGUGUUCUGUGGCCGAACAGUUUUUCAGCCAUUUUUGCUUCAAUGCAAGAACUUGAAAAGCAUAACACUCGAGCACUGCGAGUUCGAUGAACAACCCUUGCCCAUGAUUUUCAAUAACUUUCCUGAACUGGAGACGUUGGAAUUAUAUGGUUAUUUGAUGUUGGACAUGUUGUCUCUAAGUGGGAUAGAAAAGAUGAAAAAAUUGAAGCGCCUCGUUAUAACGGAAAAUAUUGCAAGCAAGUCAUUUCUGCCAUCGCCCUCUGUACAAAGCCUGGGCUUUACUGGCUUUCCAUACCGUAAUGAUUUAAUCGAAGUUCUGAGGCGCUUCCCGAACCUAAAGUAUCUCACACUUCCUGGCAGUAAUUACGUAAAAGGCGAGCUACAAGCUAUUCCCAAGCAUGCGCCACAACUAAAGCAUCUAAUUGUGAAUCGUUUGAAACUCAUUAAGAUAGAUUUGCUAGAAGAAAUUAAGCAAAUGGUGGGCCUACGGACAGUUACCAUAGAAGUUACCAGUUUCAGCAGAGACAAGUUUCGUUUACUCAAACAAAUCAUUGUUCUCCCAGAACUGAGGACUUUGACGGUGAAAACUUCAUCGAACAUUCCGAUUGGAAUGGCCAGAUCCGUUGCCGCGACGAACCCGGCCUGCAAGCUAUUGCUGAAUAAGGAAUUGGUGAAACCACCCGUACCACGUCUUGCAAAUAAACGAAAGCGGCGUUCGGAUCAGGAGGUGGAAUCUGGUGGCAGCGACCUAAGUACCGUGUCAACCGAUGUUAGCGCUAGUGGUAGUAGCAGUAUGUUAAGUGUCAGUUCUUCGUCGAUUAAGUGUUCAUCACCUUCCGAAGGUAAACGCAUGUUCCUCGAUGUUUCCAAGUAAGGUGGUCGGGUUCAUGAGGAGCACCAUCAGCUGUUCAGUGUGAAAUCGAUUGUUGAACAUUUACAGUGCUUCGUGUUUCAUGUAUGUUUUUAAGUUUUAUAUUUAUAAUGAAUGUAAUGAGUUUUGUAUUUUUUUUUUUUGCUCGAAGCAAUUAGACAUCCGAUA